Molecule: messenger RNA, 2372 nt
Organism: Caenorhabditis sp. 36 PRJEB53466
Lineage: Eukaryota; Metazoa; Nematoda; Chromadorea; Rhabditida; Rhabditidae
Source: the annotation of a GenBank genome assembly
AUGGACGACGACGCGAAUCCAGACGAUGAAAAAUUCUUGCAAAGUCUUCAGAAUUUGAUGAAAAUUGGCGAGCAGUUUAAAAAAUUGCAAAAGAACAGUGAGUUUGUGUCAAAUUUUGCCGAAAAAUCGAGAAAAAGUUUUAGAGCCAGCAGCAGCUGAGUCAGAGAGUCAAGUUCCUAAUGAGAAUGAAGAGGAAAGUGACGAGAAGCCGGUUGAGAUUCCCCCAGAGCAACAAAUCGAGCCGGCGGAACGAAUCGAACCGCUCAAGUCGAUGGUGGCGCCGGAAUACGUGAGGAAGGUGAUAAAAGAGAUGGACGUAAUGACGACGGAGCAGCUGAAGCAAGCUUUGCUUAAAAUUAAGGCGCCCAUAGGGUAUUCUAAUCAAGAUUGAUGUUCAAAACUCGCGAAAUGUUUCAGUGGAAACCGAAAAACGCUUCGAAAACGUGUGGCCAUGUACUAUCGCAAAGAAAACCAACUGCUCAAUCGAAAAAUGGACCCGAACUCGGACAAAACCGCGAGGUAUUUCGAUUAUCUCAUUGUAAGUCUCAAGUUUUCCUUAAUUUUUAACUUCAAGACAAUGUUUCAUGUUUAGGCGAUAGAUUUCGAGUGCACAUGUGUUGAAGUGAUUUACGAUUAUCCACACGAAAUCAUCGAGCUGCCCGCCGUUCUCAUCGAUGUCAGAGAAAUGAAAAUUGUAAGAAACUUAUAAAAUAAUCGGAGUUUUGACACAGCUGUGAUUUUCAGAUCAGUGAAUUCCGAACGUACGUGAGGCCAGUCCGCAAUCCGAUUCUCAGCGAUUUUUGCGUUCAGUUUACAAGUAAUUCUUCACUUAUUUCUAUUUUCAUCUUGAAUAUUAAUAACGAAUACCUCAGAGAUCCAUCAGGAAACUGUGGAAAAUGCUCCGUACUUCCGAGAAGCCCUCCUUCGUCUUUACACGUGGAUGCGAAAAUUCGGGCUUGGCGAGAAGAACACACGAUUCGCAUUUGUUACGGAUGGGUUAGGAGUUCUAACGAAAAACCGUGAAUAAUCAAACAGUUUCCAGUCCUCACGACAUGUGGAAGUUCAUGCAAUUCCAAUGCCUACUGUCCAAUAUUCGAAUGCCGCACAUGUUCCGCAGCUUUAUCAAUGUGAAAAAGACGUUCAAAGAGAAGUUCAACGGACUUGUCAAAGGCAACGGGGUUUGCUUUUUUCCUUUUCAAGUCGAACUUUACAUUAUAUUUUAAAUUCAGAAGUCUGGAAUCGAGAACAUGUUAGAGCGGCUUGGUCUCACGUUCCGCGGAAAUAAACACAGCGGACUGGACGACGCGCGGAACAUCGCCGCGAUCACAAUCGAGCUGAUGAAGCUCAAAAUCGAGCUGAGAAUAAAUCAAAAGUGCUCGUAUAAAGAAGUGCGGGCAGGACAGAAAGAGCACGAAGAAGAGGUUUCUGGAUGCUUCUUCUUCUUUUCUCAUUUGUCGUUUUACAGCUAGAAGACACGGUGGACACGUCGUCAGUGGACAUUUCACGGCGUGACUUCCAACUGUGGCUCCGUCGACUGCCGCUGAAAUUGCAGAGUGUCACUCGUCGCGAGUUCCUCAACGAAGAGUAUCUAGAUUGUGAUUCGUGCGACGAUAUGACCGAUGAUAAGGUUAGACACUUGCACACGUGUAACAUUUAUGAAAUUGUUGAUGAGCAAACCUAAUCGUCUUGUUUUUCCUGUUUGACUAGAGCUUUCAAAUGAAUUCGUUGUUGAUUUUAUCUGAAAAGUUCCGUUUUGAAAGGAAAGCUAUCUGGACUCGAGAAAAUCAUUUCAGGACGAUGAAGCAGCCUACGCAGAGAAAAUGGCAAUCCGGAAAGAGCUGGAAGAGUUGCAGGAUCAGGAACUCGAGCGGAUGUUCGAAAAGAGCGGAUAUUUCGUGAUCGGAGAGGUAGUGCAGAGAGAUGCGACGGAGCACGAAAACGUUGAUAACGACGAGAGUGAGGAGGAGGACUAUCAGGCUCAAUUUGACAUGCUAGAGACGGUAUGGAAGGUUACUGAAUGGUUGAAAAUCGCGAGUAGAGUUCAGAUGACGUCAUUAUCCCGGAAUGAAAUAGAUUUGAAUACAAUUUGGCAACAGGAUGCGCCCGGAAGUGAGAGAGGUUCGUUUUCUGGAGAAGUUGGGUUUCGAAGGAAAAAAGUCAUUCCAGACGACUACUCCUCGCAAUACGCACCGGAGGACUUUGAGCUGAGCGUGCAGUCGACGUCGUCCGCUUCCGCCCACUCUGUGCCGCCCGUCUCCCAUUUAUCCUCGCCACGUCGCCACUCGUCCGUGACAUCAUCGCCAAUGUUCCAGGAUUCGCCGCCGAGAAACUCGUUGGCGAGUUCGAAUCGAAGAAAUUAUCAUCACUACUAG